Echinostoma caproni is the source of this 224-nucleotide messenger RNA. NCBI's taxonomy places the organism in Eukaryota, Metazoa, Platyhelminthes, Trematoda, Plagiorchiida, Echinostomatidae. The record is from the annotation of a GenBank genome assembly.
UAUCAACGAAACACCACCUGUUGAACGGACUCACUUUUUUCGAGGAAGUGGUUGUGGUGGUAAUGGUGUUGUUGGUGUUGUUGUUGGUGGUGGUGGUGAUGAUGGUGGUGAUGGUGGUGGUGCUGGUGGUGGUGGCGGUGGUGGUGAUGGUGAUGGUGGUGGUGGUGGUGUUGGUGGUGGCGGUGGUGGUGUUGGUGGUGGCGGUGGUGGUGGUGGCGGUGGUG